AUGGCCGAUCGCAGCGUAGACAGGCCACAAGCUGGGCAAAAGACCGCUCUUGUGACAGGCGCCGGGAUUGGAGGCAUUGGUGGCUCACUCUCGGUCGAACUUCAUAAAGCAGGCUAUUUUGUUUUCUGCGCCGUUCGUCGACCAUCUACCAUCAGCGAACAUCUGAAACCGGGUAUGAUAGCUAUCGAACUGGAUGUGACAUCAACCGACUCUAUAACAGCAGCGGUGAAGGAGAUCUCGUCCAUCACAGACGACAGGCUUGAUAUUCUGAUUAAUAACGCUGGCUGCGGAACCCAUCGACCGGCUUUAGAUCUGGAUGUCAAUGGCGCGGUGGUAUCCAUGUUCGAUGUCAACGUGUUCGGGGUAAUGAGGAUGGUCCAGGCAUGCUCCAACCUUUUAAUCAACACCAAAGGAUGUAUUGUCAAUAUCGGUAGUAUUGCUCCAAUUGUACCUGUGGCAUAUUCUUCAGCGUACAAUGCCAGCAAAGCUGCACUUCACGCCUACGGUGACUCUCUCCACAUGGAGCUCAAACCUCUAGGGGUGGAUGUUGUGACUAUUAUUACCGGCGGUGUUAAAAGUAACAUGGUCCGCGAGAAUAAUCCAUCUCUCCCCGAGAACUCGAGAUAUAUACACGUGGAAAAGUUUUGGCUCCAGAGAGUAAAUUUAUCGCAGAAUGGAGCCAUGGAGAGGGACAAGUAUGCUCGCAAAGUGGUGAACAUGAUUCACAAGAAGAAGAAGCCCAUUUGGCUCUGGAGCGGAGGCUCUGCUUCACUGGCUUGGUUCCUGUAUUACUUUGUCCCACGAAGU
This is a messenger RNA of Penicillium daleae, 807 nucleotides long. Its product is annotated as short chain dehydrogenase. The annotation marks the transcript as partial. Gene Ontology annotation, biological process: triglyceride catabolic process; phosphatidic acid biosynthetic process. NCBI's taxonomy places the organism in Eukaryota, Fungi, Ascomycota, Eurotiomycetes, Eurotiales, Aspergillaceae. The record is from RefSeq and is a predicted model, not a curated record. Gene Ontology annotation, cellular component: endoplasmic reticulum; lipid droplet. Gene Ontology annotation, molecular function: acylglycerone-phosphate reductase (NADP+) activity; triacylglycerol lipase activity. The transcript has 3 exons.